AUGGCUACCCCUAGUGUCCUAGCUUUCGACGCUGAGGGUCGCGCCAUUGAUUUUGAGGUCUGGUUAGACGACCUGCAGCUGUUCUUACAGUGCGACAGGGCUGACGACCUUUCUCUCUUUGACCUCACCUCUGGCGCCUCUCCUGCUCCUGCUGCUGAUGCUGAUCCCUCUGUCCGCUCUCAGUGGGCCACCCGCGAUGCUGCUGCACGUCUUGCUGUGCGUCGCCACCUCCCUACCUCUGAGCUCGCGCGCCUCCCUGACUCCCUUCGCAUCGUCAGGGACCACUUUCUCGCUGUCUGUCCCACCACCCUCACCGUCGACCUCCUCGAGAAGGCCCUCCUCGCAGCGGAGAAGAGCAUAGUCGCUGUAGGUGCUUCUCGUGGUGACCCUCGCACCCCCAUCUUUGAGGGGUGCUCUCCUUCCCCCUUGCUGCCCUCUGUUGCCUCUGCUGCUGCUGCCGACCUGCUUGGUCUUGAGUCGGUCGGCGCGGCGUCUGCCCCUAGUGGGAGACGUCGCUCCAGCAAGGGCAAGGGUGGCAAGGGCGCGGGUGGAGCUGGAGGGGGCGGUGGCGGUGGCGGCGGUGGCGGCGGAGGGAGUGGGGGUGGCGGCGGGACUAGUGGCGGGGGUGGUGGUGGUGGUGGCAGCAGCGGCGGAGACGGUGGUGGUGGUGCCAGCGGUGGUGGUGGUGGCAGCGGCGGAGGUGGGGGCGGCGGAGGUGGAGGCGGUGGAGGCGGCAGCGCAGGAGGCGGUGGUGGUGGAGGAGGUGGAGCUGGUCGAGGUGGUACCCAGCAGCGUAGCGGCGGUGGUGGUGGCCAGCGCUCGCAGCGGCAGCAGCAGCAGCGCUCGCGGGACAUCCCUCCGCCUCAGCAGCUUCGUGAGUGGUACGCUGGGCGUCAGAGGGGUGGGGGUACUGGUCCCUGCACCUACGUUCUUCGUUCCGGCGACCGCGCGGCGAUCUUUGAUCUUGAUUUUGAUGCUAUCCUUGCUGCUAUGUAUGCUGUGGAUUAUAGUGAGGAGAAUGAGGGUUACCGGUGUUUCCAGCCCGACCCGGGCAUUGGUGCUGCUGCGCUAGGUGCUUGUGAGGCUGCUGCUCUAGGUGCCAGUGCGUCUGUGCUCUCAGGUACUGGUGAGACUGCGCUCUCAGGUACUGCGUCGUCCUCGUCCUCCCUCACUUUCACACUUGACUCCGGAGCUUCUCGCUCCUUCUUUCGAGACCGCACUACCCUUACGCCGCUCGGCCGGCCGGUUGCGGUCUCCCUUGCUGACCCCUCUGGGGGUCCUGUCCUGUCUCACUUCUCCACUGUCCUCCCGUGUCCGGCUGCCCCUUCGGGCACCCUGUCUGGUCUGUACCUUCCCUCGUUCUCUACGAACUUGGUGAGUGGUGCAGCCCUCCAGGAUGCGGGGGUUCACCAGUUCACUCCUGCGAGUGAGCGGGAGACCCACUGCACGGACGCACGCACAGGCCGACACCUAGCCACCUUCUCGCGUCGGCCGGGGUCGAGUCUCUACACCCUGACCACUUCGUCUCCUCCUGUCCCUGCGUCCGGUCAGGUAGCUGCGUCAGGUCAGGUGCUUGCUGCUGCGUCCCGGUCAGGUCCUGAGUCUGCCCCCUGUUCUUGUCGCCUCCUGUCUCACGAGACUCUCCUGUGGCACCACCGUCUUGGCCACCCCUCCUUGCCCCGUCUUCGGAGCAUGGCUUCCCGUGUCCUUGUCUCUGGUCUUCCCCAGUCUCUCCCUCCUCUCCCCUCCGGGCCAGGACCUUCUUGUGUCCCCUGUGUCGAGGGUCGCCUCCGGGCUACUCCUCACUCCUCCCAAUUCCCCCCGACAGAGGCUCCCCUGCAGACGCUUCACAUGGAUGUGUGGGGCCCAGCCCCCGUCCGUGGGCAGGGUUACGAGCGCUACUUCCUGUUGGUGGUUGACGACUACUCGCGUUACACCACAGUCCUCCCCUUGCGCAGCAAGGGUGCGGUCACUGAGGUGCUGAUCGACUGGAUCCGCGAGGCUCGUCUCCAGCUCAGGAAGAGCUUCGGCUCGGACUUUCCUGUUCUGCGUCUGCACUCGGACAGAGGCGGAGAGUUCUCUUCUCGCCUUCUGCGGGACUACUGUCGUGCACGGGGGAUCCGCCAGACCUUCACACUUCCGGACUCACCACAGCAAAAUGGGAUUGCUGAGCGCCGCAUUGGCAUGGUCAUGGAUGUCGCUCGUACGUCCAUGAUGCAUGCGGCUGCCCCCCAUUUUCUGUGGCCGUUUGCGGUGAGGUACGCGGCGCAUCAGCUCAACCUUCACCCCCGGGUCUCUCGGCCUGCGAUGUCCCCAGCCUUGCUGUGGACGCGGAAGGUUGGCGAUGCGUCUGUGUUCCGUGUCUGGGGAUCUCGGGCGUUUGUCCGCGACUUGUCUGCGGACAAGCUGUCCCCUCGUGCUGCUCCCUGUGUCUUCCUUGGCUUCCCCACUGACGCCCCAGGGUGGCAGUUUUACCACCCCUCCUCUCGUCGUGUUCUGUCCUCCCAGGACGUCACGUUCGACGAGUCAGUCCCCUUCUACCGUCUCUUCCCCUACCGCACUCCUUCCCUCCCCCCUCCCCCGGACUUCCUUGUGCCGGUUCCCCCCCCGGUAGACCCCCUCCCCCCUCAGGUUCCUGCCCCUUCAGGUGUGUCCCAGGUAGACGCCGUUGACCCGGUCGAGGUUGUUGGUGACUCUGGUGCUGCUGCGGGUGCUGAGCCUGGGGGUGCUGACUCUGGGGGUGCUGUGCGCGGGGGUGCUGAGCCUGGGGGUGCUACUGCUGGGGGUGCUGGGCCUGAGGGUGCUACUGCGGAGGGUGCGGAGCCUGGGGGUGCUGAGCCGGGGGGUGCUGUGCCUGGAGGUGCUGGGUCUAGGGGUGCUGGGUCGGGAGCUACUGAGCCUGGGGGUGCUGUGCUGGGAGCUGCUGAGCCUGGGGGUGCUGCGUCUGGAGCUGCUGAGCCUGGGGGUGCUGCGUCUGGAGCUGCUGAGCCUGGGGUUUCUCCUGCUGCUGCGUCUCGCCGGGAGCCCCUCUCUCCACAGGAGCUGCGCGAGUGGUUCGCUCGCCGCUGGAGACGUGCUGCUGAGUCUGGAGUUGCGGCUGGAGCUGGAGCUGGAGCUUCUUCGACCGUCGAGGGUGCGGGUGCUGCCGGUCCCGGAGCUGCUGGACCUGCGGGUCCUCCUGGAGCUGGAGCUGCUGACGGCGUUGGUGCUGAGCCUACUGCUGUUGGUCCUGCCGCUGGAGGUGUGGGUGGCACUGGUGCUGUCGCUGAGGGUGCUGGUGCUGUCCCUGCUGCGUCUCGAGCUGCCGCGCGGCCUCGGCCGUACUUCGUUCCGCUCCUGCAGCAGGUUCUUGGUCUUUCUCCUCCAGUAGAGGGUCCACCGCCUGUCCAGUCGCAGUCCCUGCUGGAGCCUUCCUCUCCACUGCCUGCUCCCUCUCCUUACACUGGUCCUACUGGAGGUCUUGCUGAGCGUCGUGAGCCUGCGUCUCGUCCCGCGUCGCCUGUUCGUGCUGCUCGCACUAGUGGUCGCAGUUCGCGUCAGCGUCCUCCUCCUGUCCCUGGCACGCACCAGAUGUCUUUGCGUCCGUCCACUGCUCCUCUGCGUGCCCCUUUGCCUUCUCCUCCUGAGUCUUCUCUUCCUGCGCUUGCCGACCCUGAGUCGGACUCUCUUCGUGCUGCCAGUCCUACUGUCACGCGUCUGCUUGCUACUGUCGUCACCGACCCCUCUUUUGAGUCCACUGCUGCGUCUGCUCUUGUCGCUGAGCUCGUCGACUUUGCUGCUCGCUGUCGUCUAGACUACGCUGCUAGUCUUGUUGCUGAGUCUGCGUCUGUCUGUCCUCCGUCCGUCGGGGGUGAGUGUGCUCUUGGCACGGACGUCCUAGAGGACAGGCAGGAGGAGUUACAGUGUCUAGCGGCUGCUUCACCUCAUCUCGCGUCUGCAGCUAUGGAUGCAGAGAUGGCUUCCUGGAAGUCCACAGGCACCUACGUUGACGCGGUUCCCCCUCCUGGGGCGAACAUCGUCAGUGGCAUGUGGAUCUUCAGGGUGAAGCGGCCGCCGGGCUCUCCACCUGUCUUCAAGGCACGGUAUGUUGCUCGUGGCUUCAGUCAGCGGCAGGGAGUUGACUACUUUCAGACCUUCUCUCCCACCCCGAAGAUGACUACUCUUCGGGUGCUGCUGCACAUAGCCGCUCAGCGCGACUACGAGCUUCACUCUCUCGACUUCAGCACUGCGUUCUUGCAGGGUAGCCUGCACGAGGAGAUCUGGCUUCGCCGUCCACCUGGCUUCACUGGGACUUUCCCUCCUGGCACCCAGUGGAGCCUCCGACGGCCAGUCUACGGUCUCCGCCAGGCACCGCGUGAGUGGCACGACACACUGAGGACUACGCUUGCGGCUCUUGGGUUUGCUCCUUCUACUGCUGACCCGUCGCUGUUUCUUCGCACCGACACUUCCCUGCCGCCGUUCUACAUCCUCGUGUACGUCGACGACUUGGUCUUUGCCACAGCGGACACUGCUGGACUCGCCUACGUGAAGUCCGAGCUGCUGAAGAGACACACGUGCACAGACCUGGGUGAACUGCGCAGCUACCUUGGCUUGCAGAUCACUCGGGACAGAGCACGCCGCACCAUUACCUUGACUCAGUCACACAUGGUGCAGCAGGUCCUUCAGCGCUUCGGCUUCACGUACUCCUCGCCUCAGGCCACUCCUCUGCCUACUCGCCACUCACUCUCAGCUCUGCCUUCGGAUGAGUCCGUAGAGUCGAGUGGUCCGUAUGCAGAGCUUGUUGGCUGCCUCAUGUACCUGAUGACUUGCACACGACCUGACCUUGCAUACCCUCUGAGCAUUCUUGCACGCUAUGUUGCUCCUGGGAGACACAGACCGGAGCACAUGGCUGCAGCGAAGAGGGUAUUGUGCUACCUGUGCAGUACGUCGGGCAUGGGGCUAGUGCUUGGAGGGCGGAGUCCAGUGGUCCUUGCCGGCCACGCGGACGCUUCUUGGGCUGACGACCAGGCUACGCAGCGGUCGUCACAGGGUUACACCUUCAGCCUUGGUUCCGGCUCUGUCUCGUGGCGGUCUACUCGCUCGUCUUCGGUUCUCGGCUCCAGUUGUGAGGCUGAGAUCUACGCCGGGGCCAUGGCUGCACAGGAGCUUCGCUGGCUCACCUACUUGCUGACUGACCUUGGAGAGCCGCCUCGUUCUCCUCCAGUGCUGUACGUAGACAACAAGGCCAUGCUGGCCUUGUGUCGAGAGCAGCGCUUGGAGCACAGAACGAAGCACAUUGCUCUCCGCUACUUCCUUGCUCGUGAGCUGCAGCAGCGUGGUCAGUUGCGACUUGCGUACGUGGCCUCUGAGGCCAACACUGCUGAUGUGUUCACCAAGGCACUUGCGCCUUGUGACCAUCAGCGCUUUUGUACCCAGCUGGGUCUUGUGCCUGUCUUGCCUCACUUGCUCUCUUCUUGA
Molecule: messenger RNA, 5457 nt
Organism: Closterium sp. NIES-65
Lineage: Eukaryota; Viridiplantae; Streptophyta; Zygnematophyceae; Desmidiales; Closteriaceae
Source: the annotation of a GenBank genome assembly